AUGUCUUUUCUGUUUGACCAGCAAACUGCCCGGGCGGCUCUGGGACUAACCUCGCUGAUUGAUCCCAUUCUGAAUGGCUGCGCAGAGUGCUAUACGCAGUACUCCGAAUGUGGCCUUAACAAUGUCUUUUACAGCCGUAACAUGAUGUCCCAACUCCUGUACUCAGUGAGGCAGGCGGCUGCGGGUUGGCUCUCGGUGAGCGGGGAGGACGCCUCCCAAGGCUGCCUGCUCUCCUGGCCGUGCCUGGGCGCUCCCCGCUGCAGCGAGUGCCGGGGCCCGCUGAAGGCCUCACUGCCGGACCUGGGCUCGGUGGCCACUCUGCGGGGGGACAGCAUCGUUUUCCUGGCCAGUGGCAUCCAGGGCCCGGGCCCGGGCGGUUGGGCAGCCCUGCAGUGCUGCCUGGGCCAGCACUUUGUGGUGUUGCUGGAGAGGAACGAGCAGCACGGGGGCCGGCAUUGUUUUCUGCUGCUGGUGCUGCUCCUGGGCACGGCCCGGCAAGCCGAGAGGUUCUCCUACCGCCUGGUUCUGAGCCGCCAGCGGCGACGCCUGACCUGGGAGGCCAGUCCCCGCGGCCUGACCGGCACCGUCUCCCCGUCUGCCGCCACCGCCGCCGAUAGCCUGGUGUUCGACACCGUCGUCGCUCAACUCUUCGCCGACAACGGGAGCCUCGCCAUCAACGUGACCAUAUCGAGCUGCCCGUGA
Messenger RNA from Rhincodon typus (whale shark), 702 nucleotides. Its product is annotated as E3 ubiquitin-protein ligase SIAH2-like. The record is from RefSeq and is a predicted model, not a curated record. Gene Ontology annotation, molecular function: ubiquitin conjugating enzyme binding; ubiquitin protein ligase activity. The transcript is spliced from 3 exons. Bases 1 to 702 code for a protein of 233 amino acids. Lineage: Eukaryota; Metazoa; Chordata; Chondrichthyes; Orectolobiformes; Rhincodontidae. Gene Ontology annotation, biological process: multicellular organism development; proteasome-mediated ubiquitin-dependent protein catabolic process. Gene Ontology annotation, cellular component: cytoplasm.